Messenger RNA from Andrographis paniculata, 1366 nucleotides. RefSeq names its product probable beta-1,3-galactosyltransferase 8. The transcript is spliced from 5 exons. Bases 58 to 1212 code for a protein of 384 amino acids. Gene Ontology annotation, molecular function: hexosyltransferase activity. Gene Ontology annotation, cellular component: Golgi membrane. The record is from RefSeq and is a predicted model, not a curated record. NCBI's taxonomy places the organism in Eukaryota, Viridiplantae, Streptophyta, Magnoliopsida, Lamiales, Acanthaceae.
GGCUAAUUUAAUUUCCUAAAAAAUCAAUGCCCUAAUUAUCAUAUUAUUAUAUAUAAAAUGCGAGCUGGAAAAUCGAUUUCCGGUAAGAUUAUUUCGGCGCUGUGCAUCGCGAGCUUCCUCGCCGGAUCGCUUUUCAGCCGGCCGCCGCGCCACCGCCCGGCCGAUGAAUUCGACGACGAUCACAAGCGGAAACUGGUGGAGCAGCACAACCGUGGAGAUGAGAUUAUGGCAAAAGUCAUCAGGACACAUGAAGCAGUCCAAUCACUAGACAAGAGUAUAUCAAGCCUGGAAAUGGAACUGGCAGUCGCCAGAACGAAGAAGAAGAAGAAACUCACACGAGAAAGAUCAUCCAAUCACACAAGUCUCGAUAAAAAAUCAAUUUUCGUAGUCAUCGGAAUCAACACCGGAUUCAGCAGCAGGAGGCGGCGGGACGCCGUUCGAGAAACAUGGAUGCUCAAAGGAGACCACCUCAAGAGGCUGGAGAAGGAGAAAGGAGUCGUCAUCCGCUUCGUCAUCGGCCGCAGCGCCACCGCCGGAAGCUCCGGCCCCGGCGCCGGCGGAGUUCUCGACAGAGCAAUUGACGCAGAAGACGCAGAGCACAAGGACUUCCUCCGGCUGAGCCACGUGGAAGGCUACCACGAGCUCUCCACAAAAACUCGGCUCUUCUUCUCGACGGCGGUGGACAUUUGGGAUGCGGAAUUUUACGUGAAGGUCGACGACGACGUUCAUGUCAAUUUGGGGAUGCUGGUGAGCACUCUGGCGAAGCAUAGAUCGAAGGCUAGGGUUUAUGUUGGGUGCAUGAAGUCCGGGCCAGUUCUAUCUCAGAAAGGCGUGAAGUAUCAUGAGCCGGAGUAUUGGAAAUUUGGAGAAGAAGGUAACAAGUAUUUCAGGCAUGCAACGGGGCAGAUCUAUGCGAUUUCUAAGGACCUCGCGACUUACAUCUCCAUCAAUUCAGGCAUCUUGCACCGAUAUGCAAACGAGGAUGUGUCGUUGGGGUCAUGGCUCAUAGGACUAGAAGUUCAACACGUCGAUGAUCACUCAAUGUGCUGCGGAACUCCGCCGGAUUGCGAGUUGAAGUCGCAAGGGGGGAAGGUGUGCGUGGCGUCAUUCGAUUGGCAGUGCAGCGGCAUAUGCAAAUCAGUUAAGCGGAUGAGCAAAGUGCACACUGCUUGCGGAGAAGCUGAUGGAGCCAUCUGGAACAUCCAUCUCUAAUAUCAUUUGACUCAUUAAUAAUAACAUCAUACAUUGCAUCUCAGGGGAAAUGAAAUUCAAAUUCAAAUUCAAAUUCAAAUAAAAUUGAAAUUGAGAUUGAGAUUGAGAUUGAGAUUGAGCCUUCAACAUGUACACAUUAUUAUUAUUAUUAUUA